Gymnogyps californianus (California condor) is the source of this 404-nucleotide messenger RNA. Its product is annotated as cytochrome b-c1 complex subunit 8. The record is from RefSeq and is a predicted model, not a curated record. The transcript has 2 exons. NCBI's taxonomy places the organism in Eukaryota, Metazoa, Chordata, Aves, Accipitriformes, Cathartidae. Bases 27 to 275 code for a protein of 82 amino acids. Gene Ontology annotation, biological process: mitochondrial electron transport, ubiquinol to cytochrome c.
GCCUCGGUGAGGAAGGUGACACCGCCAUGGGCCUUCACUUCGGUAACCUGGCUCGGGUUCGCCAUGUCAUCACCUACAGCCUCUCGCCUUUCGAGCAGCGCGCCUUCCCCAACGUCUUGUCGCACGGGCUGCCCAACGUCUGGCGCCGUUUCAGCUCCCAGGUCUUCAAGGUGGUGCCCCCCUUUCUGGGAGCCUAUCUCCUUUACUCCUGGGGAACACAAGAGUUUGAGAGACUGAAGAGGAAGAACCCCGCUGACUAUGAAAACGACCAGUAACCGAGUUAAUAAAGAGAUUGUUACCUCACUGUAUUACCAACUUCGUGUUGCUAAGCUUGUUCGCAAUGACUAGAAGGGUAUUAAGAGGGAGAUAAGUCUUGUCUAAUAAACUUUAACUUUGCCCCAUGA